Molecule: messenger RNA, 942 nt
Organism: Labrus mixtus (cuckoo wrasse)
Lineage: Eukaryota; Metazoa; Chordata; Actinopteri; Labriformes; Labridae
Gene: prdx6
Product: peroxiredoxin 6
Exons: 5
Coding region: 76-741 (221 amino acids)
Biological process (GO): cellular oxidant detoxification; cell redox homeostasis
Cellular component (GO): mitochondrion; cytosol
Molecular function (GO): peroxiredoxin activity
Source: RefSeq, a predicted model, not a curated record
GAAGAAGAAGAAGCGAUUAGCAGCGCAGAUUCUUUCUGUGGUUCUUCUGCUUUCUGACCGACACACGGAGACAACAUGCCGGGACUUCUGCUUGGAGAUGAGUUUCCAAACUUCGAGGCCGACACCACUGUCGGCCGGAUCCACUUCCACGACUUCCUGGGCAGCUCGUGGGGGAUCCUGUUCUCCCAUCCGAGGGACUUCACCCCUGUCUGCACCACCGAGCUCGCCUGCGCUGCCCGAGUCAGUGACCAGUUCAAGAAACGAGGCGUGAAGAUGAUUGCCUUAUCCAUUGACAGCGUGGAGGACCACCGCAACUGGAGCAAGGAUGUAAUGGCGUUUAACAGCGACGCUGACACCUCCCUGCCCUUCCCCAUCAUUGCCGACCACAACAGAGAGCUGUCCGUCCAGCUGGGUAUGCUAGACCCCGAUGAGAGGGACAAAGACGGUCUGCCGCUCACCGCCCGCUGUGUGUUUGUGAUCGGUCCUGAUAAGAAGCUGAAGCUGUCCAUCCUCUACCCAGCCACCACGGGGAGGAACUUCGACGAGAUUCUCCGAGUCAUCGACUCUCUGCAGCUCACUGCCCAGAAGAAGGUCGCCACACCUGUCGACUGGAAGGUUGGUGAGAAAGUGAUGGUGAUUCCCUCUCUCUCUGACGCUGAGGCUGCCGCUCUCUUCCCUAACGGAGUGACCACCAAAGAGCUGCCUUCUGGGAAAAAAUAUCUGCGCUACACCCAACCCUGAACCAGGAAGUAGACCCAGCCCUGAUCAGACCCUGAGCCUGACAUUAAGACUAGAUCCUGUUCUAGUUUAAAACUGACCUGUAAACCAUUUAAAGCUUACGAUCACAGAACUGACCUAAAGCACUUAUCUGUUAGCUGACCACAGUCUGAGUCGACAUGCACAGUGCCUUCUUUCACUUCUAAUAAAAUUCCUUUUCACAUA